AUGAAUUCAGUAGAAUUAACUUCUAACUGCCCUCAUGAAGAGAAUGAAAAAUUAAAUGACAAAUGCAGUCUUAAAGCAGCUAUAAGUGAUUGUGUACAAUACAAAACCCAACUAUCUACUCGAUUCAUUAUCUCAAAUGGGGAAUUGUUUGGAAAGCAGCUUCAUUCACUUCGUCAUCCAAGAACUGGUCGAGGAGCAAUCUAUGCUAUAGGGAACGAAAGAAUAGAAGAGUUACUUAAAUUCGACGAUGGGUUCCGUUCAAUUUUAUUCGGUAAUAACGUGAUAAGUAAUGGUUCAUUGUCUUUCUUGGUUCCAGUAAACCCAGUGCUAUUGUUGUUGCCUUAUUUACGAAAAUACGCGCAGGUAUUGGUCUAUUACUAUUUAAUCAUGAUGGAAUAAGA
This is a messenger RNA of Thelazia callipaeda (thelaziosis nematode), 401 nucleotides long. Lineage: Eukaryota; Metazoa; Nematoda; Chromadorea; Rhabditida; Thelaziidae. The record is from the annotation of a GenBank genome assembly.